Molecule: messenger RNA, 6437 nt
Organism: Seriola aureovittata
Lineage: Eukaryota; Metazoa; Chordata; Actinopteri; Carangiformes; Carangidae
Gene: mpped1
Product: metallophosphoesterase domain containing 1
Exons: 7
Coding region: 660-1595 (311 amino acids)
Molecular function (GO): hydrolase activity
Source: RefSeq, a predicted model, not a curated record
UAAAUAUUUAUUGGGGCUGAUGAGUUGGGCGAAUAACGAACUCAUGACCUCAGUAGCCUAUUUACAACACUGGACCCGGUCCUGGUCCUAGUGGGGACCUCAUCGUCUGCCGCCGUGAUUAUCGCUGUAUGACUGGGACAGAGCUCUUGUGAAACCGCGCAGCAGCUCUCGGUCCUCCCUCCCUCCCUCUCUCUCUCUCUCUCCCUCCCUCCCUCCCUCUCUCCUCGUCUGCUCCGCCUCAUCCUUCCCUCACCGGGAAACACUGUGGGCAGGACUGAACCGAGAGAGAGAGAGAGAGAGGGAUCUCCACGACGCUCCACCGGUGCACCACGGGGUGCUCAUUCAAACUGACCAGCGCGUCUCUCUCACACCUUUCUCUCUGAACAUUCAACACUGAGCAGUCUCACCGCCGCUGACCGUCGGAGCCGGUGCAGAGGAGCUGUAAAGAAGAAGAAGAGGAAGGAGGAGGUGAUGUCCUCACCUCAGCUCUCUGAGACUAUGAGCUCUGUGACGUUUUGAGUCCGUCACAACGCCUCGCAGCAGCACCUCCUCAGGCCAUCACCGUCCACUCGCUGUCAUAAAGCAAGAACAACAGUAAGCUGAACUUCCCACCUCGACACCUUGCUCUCCUCCACCUGCUCUGCUCUGGUCCCUGUGCCAUGGCCUUUACCCUGUCAGAGAUUAUGGCAGCAAGGCGGCAGCAGUCGCAGGCUCAGUCACACGCCCAGCGGGGCAGCAGGACGACGGUGGAGGUCGACGAGUACAGCACCAACCCCACUCAGGCCUUUACCUUCUACAACAUCAACCAGGGACGCUUCCAGCCGCCACACGUCCACAUGGUGGACCCGAUGCCCCACGACACACCCAAGCCACCGGGCUACACCCGCUUCGUAUGCAUCUCAGACACCCACUCCCGCACAGACACCAUACAGAUGCCAUAUGGGGACGUGUUCAUCCACGCUGGAGACUUCACCGAGCUGGGACUGCCCUCCGAGGUCAAGAAGUUUAACGACUGGCUAGGUACCCUGCCCUAUGACAUCAAGAUAGUAAUUGCAGGGAACCACGAGCUGACCUUUGACCAAGAGUUUAUGGCUGACCUAAUCAAGCAGGACUUCUACUACUUCCCCUCUGCCUCCAAGCUGAAGCCGGAGAACUACGAGAACGUCCAGUCGUUGCUCACCAACUGCAUCUACCUGCAGGACUCUGAGGUCACCGUGCGUGGCUUCAGGAUCUACGGCUCCCCCUGGCAGCCCUGGUAUUAUGGUUGGGGUUUCAACCUACCGCGGGGUCAGGCUCUUCUGGACAAGUGGAACCAGGUCCCUGACAACACAGACAUCCUGGUCACACACUGCCCCCCACUGGGUUUCCUGGACUGGGUCCCAAAGAAAAUGCAGCGUGUCGGGUGCAUGGAGCUCCUCAACACAGUCCAGAGGAGAGUGCAGCCCAAAUUACAUGUAUUUGGACACAUUCAUGAAGGUUACGGUAUGAUGACAGAUGGCACCACAACGUUCAUCAAUGCCUCAGCCUGCACUGUCAACUUCCUGCCCAUGAACCCACCCAUUGUCUUUGACCUUCCCAACCCCAGGACCACAUGACUAGAGGAGGCUGGCAGCCUGACGCUUACCGCCAAUCAGGAGAAAGGAGGAGCUAGAGGAAGUAGGUGAGGUCAGCAGGCAGAAGGGAAGUGUGUAAAUAUUAGGCAGGUAUGUUUUUAACGUGACAUGAACGAGGACUGGAGGACUGCAGGACUGCAGGACUGGAGGACUGGAGGCUCACUCAAGUUCAUUCAUUCAUUCAUUUUCUACCGCUUAUCCUCUAGUAGGGUCGCGGGGGGGCUGGAGCGUAUCCCAGCAUCUUUUCGGGCGAGAGGCGGGGUACACCCUAGACAGGUCGCCAGUCCAUCGCAGGGCAAACACAUAGAGACAGACAACCAUUCACACUCACAGCCACACCUAUGGUCAAUUUAGAGUAUCCAAUUAGCCUAGUCCCCAUUUGCAUGUCUUUGGACUGUGGGAGGAAGCCGGAGUACCCGGAGAGAACCCACACAGGCACAGGGAGAACAUGCAAACUCCACACAGAAAGAUCCCACGGCCGAGCCGGGACUCGAACCCGGAACCUUCUUGCAGUGAGGCGACAGCACUCAAGUUAUUAAUGUUAUUUAAUGUGCCAUUGUUUCUUCAUCAGUAACUGAAAUUAAAAGCAGACGAAUGAGCAGUACGUGGACAAAUGGCCAUGUCUCUGUGUUCUCCUUGACUGCACUGACAACCCCACACCUGUCCACAGGAGAGUGUCAGUCCGACUCAGCACUGGAACAUUUGCCAGAGGGAUUUUCACUGGAGUUUCCUCCCUUCCUACUUUUAAACAUUAAUAUCCCAUCUCUCUCCUCAUUUCUUCCCCUCUCUUUCGAUUGCCCAAUCCCUCCCUUAUCUUACUCCUGUUUCUCUCCCAUCCUCAGGCCCACAGCAUGCUGGAGUGUGUGUGUGUUUUUUUUUUUUUUUUGCCAGCAUGUGUGUGUAUGUGAGAUCAAAGCAAGCGUGUGAGGGCAGCGAGAGGUCUCUGCCACAGGCUGUGUGAGAAUCGGGGUGUCAAACAUGUUGACAUCACUCCCCUGGGCCUCAUUACAGCCCUCAGUAAGCCUCUUAACCGGCCGAGGAGAGGACGCAGAGGAAGCCACUCGCUGCACUUCCAGCCUUUUUUCCCUCCUCUCCCUCUUCCUUCCAUGUAGCUCCCCGUUUGCCUUUUCAACUCUUCCUCAUUUUUUCCCUCCUCUCCAUCCUUCACGCUGUGAACAACUAGCUCAGCUUUUUAGUCUUGACUGGGAGGUUGGGCUUUUUGGACUUGGAAAGGGUAGCAGGUAACAUGCAAUGUGAAGGUGCUACAUGCUAAUGCUACACCUGAACAGUGGCAGUGGUUUCAUGGACACACCUCCGUGUUGUUCAUGGCUGACAUGCAACUUUUUAUCCUUUGUCCAGAGGAGCGAAGCUGUACCUAAAUGUCUAUGUAAAUGUUCUUGUCAAUGUAAAAAAAAAAAAAAAAAAAGUUUUCUUAAACAUUUACAAGUCGUUGCUAUGCUUUUCAAAAACCUGUGAAGUAUUUGUGUCUGGAAACGUGUGGUUAUUACAUUUCAUUUGGUCUAUUUCUUAGUAAUGUAAAUUCUCAUUAUGGUAUUUUCUUCUGUGUGAAGCUGCUCAGGCCCAUUUGGUGAUUAUUAACUCUUUCAUGUCCCUAAGCAAAGAAGAGCUUUUCAUUUAUUUUCCUUUGCUCUAUUUUCCGAAUAAGGCUGUUUCCAGUCAGAGUCUGAGCGUGCUUAGCAUAGCACGUCACACUUUGAUCUCCCCGCUCUCCGUGAUUAUGUAUGAAUGUUCCCCAGAGCUGCAGUUUACUCCCGCUUUACUCGCACUUCUUCUGCACAUCAGCCUUCAUUGUGCCAACUGACGUCUUAAUGUUUGCAAAUGGGCUAAAGAGGACAGAGAAGUUGGUGGGAGGUGUGAGCACAACAAGCAAGUUGAUGACUGAGUGUAUGUAUGUGUUAUGCUAUUCUCAUCCAGACCCUGGUUGAGGUUAAGGUUAUAAUUAGGAUGAUGUUCAGGGUUAGGUCUGUACAGAGAGAUACUGGAGUCUGAGGAAACACGAGCAGAAACAGAAACUAAAUUCACCAGUUAGACAACACACACGUCUGGUGUUUAAUUUAUAUAUCAGCAGGUCCUGGAACAUUUGUCUUUCAUCAACACCACAGGCGCCUGGGCAAUGGAGCAAAUGCACCACCAUUAUUCACUUAGGGGGAGCAACUUUUUGUCUUUAUAGAAAUAAACCUAUCAUCAGACAGUCCCUGCAACCAGCUGGUUAUAUCUGAGCAGCCUAUUUCGAGCAUUUUACUAUUUAGAGCAACUUACAAAACAAGUAAAACAAAUGUUGGACCAUUCUUUGAGUUGGUUCAGUCCAACCUGUUUCCCACAGCAUUGGCUGUUAAUCAAGUGUGUCAGGAGUUUGUUUACAGACUUGAGGAACAUUUAGCUUCUCUGCAAUCACUGAAAAGAGAACAUCGGAAAAGACAGGCUAGCUUAUUGUGAAUGAAGCUGCUUGGCACCACUGACUAAAGCCAAACUUUAAAUUAGCUGAACUGCCAAACCAAUCUGUGAGUCAGCAUAGUUUUAAGCAAUGUCCCAUUGGUUAAUAUCUUAAUUUAAUUGCCAACAUGCAGUCAUUUUAGUAAAUAUGUGUCCAAGCUCUUGUGACAGAAUCCAUAAGUAAAAUAUGACACCUGCUACCAAACUGUUUGUAGAUCUUUACUGCACCAAGCUUAUCAGAAGUUUUAUAUUUUUUAUAAUUUAUUGAUAUUUCAUCUAGUUUUCAAGAACUAACAUUAACUGAUUCAUCCAAAUAUCAUAAUUCAGUUUGAGUUUGGGAACAGGUCUACUGAGAUGUUUUGAGUCCAACUCAAAGGGGGCACCACAAAUACCAAAAAUGUUAACACCAGCAGAGAGAAUUUCACCAAUGAAAAUGCUAUUGGCACAAGUAUCAACCUAAAAUCUGAAGUGUCAUAUUGAUUAACCAACAACUCCUCCAACCUGAACAACCAACCCUCUGAUACGACCCAUAGGAGUGUCUCCUGAAAGAGCCCUGCUACUGCGGCAAGCAUACCAGACCUCAGUUGUCAUGGUUACAAUAAUAAACACAAGGACUGUACCAACAGUGGUCAGGUUACUAUAAUUACGGUCAUGGCUUGGUUAGGUUUAGGAAGAUUGUUGUACUUGCUGAACAUUAGACAAUUCUCUUUGCUCCUGUCAUUAUAACUACAACCACUACAUGUCACCUAGCAAUAAAACGUAUCUAUGGGUCACAAUAACCUGCUGCACAGAUGACGCAUGGGCUAAUUAUUUAUAGGAUAGGCUCAGAUUAAUGCAAGUGGGUGGGGCCUAUCACAUAUUUACUCAAGAUGCCUUUCAUCAAUCCUGAUUAAACUGACCAAACAUCCUGUGUUGUCUCUUGAACAUACACAUCGAGUUUCAUUCACAUCUGAUGAAGGUGGAACAUUAUUGAAUUGCUGCAGACUCUGUGAUGAUGAAACAAGUGUGUGAUUGGUCUCAUUUAAACCAGCUGAUGUCACUUCGCUCUGAUUGGUCAAACCUGAAACCUUGGGGUUUCAGGUAGAACACAGAAAAAUACAAAGGACCUGAAACAGUUCACAAAGGUUUUUAUUCAGUUGAUCAGUGUCACUCAAAAGUGAAAGUAUUCAACUACUAGGUGUGUGUAUACAGCAUGAAUAAAUAAAAGCUGUUGGCUAAUGAAACUGUGAUGAAGGUUAAAAACAGUCAUGUCAUACGAACUGUCUGUUAAACAGAAAUGUACUGUUAACUGGGUUCUUUAAUUGCUGUGAAGUUACCAUAACAUUUCCUCAGAUGUUUCACAUUAAAAGCGUACGUCUUGAUUAUUAAAAAAGAAAAAAGGUCCUACUUUAUGAACUGGUUUUGGAAGUAAUGGUGAUGGUUCUUUGUUGAAUGCUGGAUUAUUGCGAUCUUCCUUAAAGAACCUGAACUUCAGGAGAUUUUAGAUCAGAUCAGGGUUAGAGGUGAUAGUUUGAAUCUAGCCAGUGGAAGGUCAGUACAAGCACAAUAAAGGGUGUAUGAGUCUGAGUGAAUGUAUUUAAUAAAAAAUAGAAAAAGAAGAGAGUACAAAGACAGGGAGUGUUCAGCCUCAUCAUUUAAAACACCAACUUAAUUAAAGUCCAUGAAGAGGAAUGUUCCAUGAAAGGAAUAAAGGGAACUAUUAAAAAGCAGAAGAUAGGAGGAAGUGUGAUGAAAAGCUGUGUGUUUGCUCUGACUCUACACUUCCACUCCUCAUUUAAAUGUCUCUCACUUUGAUGCUCUUCUGCUUCAGUAGCUGUGUUCUGUGUUUCCUGUUUUUUUUCCAAGAGAAGAAAAUAGUACUGUAAAAUUUCUUGAUUUAUUUUGUGAGGCAUGCUUAAAAGAGUUAAUGACUUCUGCUACUCAGACAAUCUGCAUAUGAAGAGUUUUAUUCCAAAAUGAGAUACCCGCCUUUUGAAAAGAGGGGCUUACACGGACAGGAUGAUUGACAGCUAAACUUGAAAGCAGAUUGCAGUGGUACUUUUUAAAGGACUGUGAGUAACUUGUGUCCUCUGUGACAUUUUUUACUUGCUGGAUCUUUCAUAUUUAAACAAUACUGGGUAGUUUUGAACCUCAGAUCUUUUUUUAAUUGGAUGUAUAGCAUUUUGGAAUGAAGGUGUUCAUAUGGUGUUGUAUUUUGCCAUAGCUGUUGGGGACUUUUCUCUUUUUUUAAACUGUAAAAUAGACCCAACAGCUGCAGAAUUUUACUGUGUUGCUCCUGGAGACAACUCUAAAAUGUAAAGUACCUUUCUUUCUUAAAACCAUAAAGAUUCUGACAGAUUAUUCACUGAUUGAAUAAAACCUUAUCUGUGA